ACCUGCAGAACAGAAACUGUUAUCACACCACGACGGGCUAGCUAAGAGGACGUGCGCGCUUUACAAAAUUAAAUAUCGAACGGUUUUCCCGCCAAGUUUAGGACGGCUGAGGAAAAAAAUCUUUUGUGUUUUUGUGAUCGUGUUUUGUGAUUGCAGCCAGGUUUAUUAAUUCUAUAAACUGCAAAUAAAAUGGCGCGCGGUAGGACAGUAUUCAACUCCAUCGGGGCUGCGGGCACCCCCUCUAGUCAUAGAAUAAGCAAUUGUUUCCUACAUAUAGCCAUCCUGUUAUUCCUAGGUUUGCCCAGUGCGCAUAGCCAAAUCGAGAAAAUGUAUCUAGACACAACUGAUUUAGAACUGCUGGUGGAUGAGACGCACCUCAUGAAAAUGAUACAGAUUGGCGAAUAUAACACCACCCUCGAGAUAACAGCUCAAAUCCAGCACACGGAUAUAGUACAAUUAGUGCCGCAAACUGUAGAAAUUCCCGGUUCAAAAGAACCCAAUACCACUAUACAAAAUUCCUACGACAUCUGCGCAUACGGGAAGAGCCCGGGGCAUUCUGAAGUCACAUUCAAUGUCACACCUAGUGGAUUCGUCAAUCUCGACACAGUUUUCCUCCGCAUCACGGUCAUGCAUUCCCACGCCAUCAACGUGAUCUCGUACAUCAUGGGCUGGAUUUACUUCGCCGCGUGGUCGGUCUCCUUCUACCCUCAAAUUUACAUCAACUUCAAGAGGAAGAGCGUCGUCGGCCUCAAUUUUGAUUUCCUUGCGCUUAACAUCAUGGGUUUCACUAUGUAUUCCCUUUUCAACUGUGGACUUUAUUUCUCUAAGGAAAUUCAGGGUGAAUACUUCAGCCGUCACCCCCGCGGCCUGAACCCGGUUCAGUUGAACGACGUUUUCUUCUCGCUUCACGCCGCCUUCGCGACUCUCAUCACGAUUGCUCAAUGUUUUCUUUAUGAGCGCGAAGAUCAACGUGUCUCCAUCACGGCUCGAGGUAUCCUGGGUCUUUUCUGCGGAGUCGUCAUCAUAACUCUCUCAUUGGCCUUAUUUAGCGUUUUACACUGGCUGGACUUCCUCUACUACUGCAGUUAUAUCAAGCUGAGCAUCACUCUCAUCAAAUAUGUGCCUCAGGCUUACAUGAACUACAAGCGUAAAUCGACCGUCGGGUGGUCAAUCGGCAACAUCUUCCUAGACUUCGUCGGCGGUUCCCUCUCCGUGCUGCAGAUGGCGCUGAACGCGUACAACUACAACGAUUGGGUCUCGUUCUUCGGCGACGCGACCAAAUUCGGAUUGGGACUGUUCAGCCUCGUAUUUGACAUCUUCUUCAUUCUGCAGCAUUACGUGUUCUACAGAAGGGGGAAGGAAUUUAUGAUAGUCAAUUAUGAGGAUAGUGAGGGGUCGCAUAUGACGAGCAGUGGUGAAGGGGAAUACUUUUUGGUGCGCACUUGGAAUGCACAAGAAAAGAAAUACGACCUAAGUGAGAAGGCGUGAUGAGACCCGUCUGUCAGAGCUAUGUAGUAUCUCAGGAACUUAUUUUAGGGUAGUUUAUACUAAGUCAAGCUGUUAUAAAGUGUGUUCCAAAUUUAAAUAAAAUUAAACCUGUUUAAGUUUAAAAAAAAAAUAAAGUGAGGAUAGAAGAAUCUCCACAUAGCAUCAAUGAUAAGGCUAAGAGUUAAAAAAAUAGAAGAAGCACUUUUUCAAAGCAAAUGUUUUGUUGCUAAAAAAUAUUAAGCGUGGUAUAAUCCUGACUUGUUUGUUACAGAAAUAUUUUUGAGUUAAGAACAGAAAAAUUAAAUAAAUAAAAAAAAACAGGGAAUAACAUUUUUCUCUUUUAGCAUGGAACACACUUUACUUCAAAUAUUUAUACGCCUAGUUAAUUUAUAGACACGAAUAGGUAAGCCCAGAGGUCGCCAUCGUCUUUGCCAUAAUUAUUCCUAUUUUUGUCUUUUUUAUGUACUUACCAGGACAUUCGGCAAUAAGUUUUAAUUUAUCUUUUCACCAAAACUUAGGCCCAGUGUAGGUAUUUUUAAGAAUUUUGAAGCACGAAAUUUGUUUUGUUGGAGAUCGCAAACUGAAAUUGCGUGUUUUAACUGUGCACUAUUUCAUAUAAUACUUAUUUUUUAUGUUAAUUUUGAUUUGCUGGUACAUGCUAUCAAGAUUCGGCAUUUUAUAUUUAUUGAGCGUUUGCUCAACAAGGCACACCAAUUUGAAGAAAAUAUAAAGCCAGUAGAACAUUAAGUUUUCAUCAUAAUUACGGUAGUAGGCUGGACCUUUAAAAAUAUUUUAAGCCUUAUCUCCCAAGAUAUAAUGUACUAUUUUUGGGAAUUCAGCUAUCACGGUAUGUAAAAAAUAAGACAUGUUUGAUUUAUUAAACAACAUUAAUUUCAAGUAGGUACAUAAAAUACUAUCUUAACUUUUCGCAGCUAACUUAUAGACUGAUAAAUAGCUCAAAAAUGUAUUCAUUGAAAAUUUGUGAUCACCAAAUCGCACAAAUGUUAUUGUAAAUAGAAGAGUUGAUAAAUUGUUAAUGACAAAGUCAUUUCUCAUUGAUCUGUGAUGUACGGACACAUUUUAUAUUAAAAUGUGUAUAAAUUGAUCACUGCAUUUUUGAUUUAAAUCCUCAGUACCGGAUAUCACCAGUUUGUUUUUGGCCCUUGAUACUCUUACGUGUAAAAAAAUCCAGAUACUAUCUCCAUACAAAUUUAAUCGCCUUAUUUUAACCAAAGUCAAUAUCUGUUUCUUCUAUGUUCAAGGUUUUACUUAACGAAAACAUUUUUUUUACUGGUAAUAUUAAAAGAGAACGCGAUGAAAGUAGAAACAAAUAGAAAUAGAUGUUCCUAAACAAAAACAGGGAAAUGCAUUUGUAUGGAGUCAAAGUUUUUUAAUAUUCAAGAAAAGACUUAACAUGAAUCACAUAAUUUUCAUCCUUUCUCUUCAUUUCUCUUUCGGUUACAAAAUAUUAAUAUUUAUAAUGCAAUUAGAUUAAAAAAUCAAUAAGUAUCAACGGUUAAUAAGUGGUGUUGAAUAGUUAAGAUAAUAAUUAUUAAGUUUUUUGUCUAUGGUAUUUAAUAAACGUGUCUUGGUUUUGCUGCCUUUUAUUUCUAUCCUUAUCAUACAAUCAAUCGUCAGUCACCACAUAAACGUGAAGGACAAGAAGAUGAUGGUAUUGAAGUUUUUAAAUUACGGGAGACGAAUGAAAAAGCUGCUGGUGCAUAGCGAUUAAGUACAUGCAUAACGAAAUUAAAUGACUGUACAUCUAAGAAAGGCAAGGGCUGAAUAUGAAAUAGAAAUAGGCUGAAAUUAUUCCAGUUAUAAUAUAAAUCGUCGGUCACUGCAUAUUACGAAUAGUUUUUUUUUAUAUUGGAUAAGGCAUUGGCUUCUCUGGUGAGUGACGCUAAAGACGAAGAUGUUACAUGCCUAUCCAAGAGAUGUAAGUAUUCUACUUUUGAGUGUUCACGGACAGUACCUACUUGUCUGGGAAUAGGCAUUAACGAUUAAAUUAUGUUAGGUACUGAAAAAAGCAUCUAAGAAAAGACAAAUAAUUAUUUACUGUACUUUUGGUGGUUUGAGAUAGCUCUGACCGUGAAAUAGAUCUUAUCCCCUUACCUAAUAGUCCAACUGAGCAAAGUUUGCCACUAAUAACAAAUCUUUUUAAUAGUUUAGAUUAAGAUAGAUAUGUAGAAAAUGUCUGACUGUUACUUAUUUGUAUAAUGAAGGUAAAAUAGAAGUUGCGAAAAAUUAUAUGAACCGUCCCCCUGUAACAAAUAACAUCGAAAAAUAUGCCUUCUUCUUUAAAAUAUUGAAUGAAGUUAAGUGCUUUCUAGAAAUGUAAACUUCGCGGCAUGCCCACUUGAAAUCAAAUUCAGGAGUUAUUAACUUUCACAAAUUCUAUCGAGGAAAUUAACAAAAAAGUUCACUUUAACUGAAGAAAUAUUUUUGCACACUCGCAAGGUCAUAAAAUAUACAAAGUAGGUUAUAAAUAGUAUUACUCGUAUAUUUAUUCUGGCUAAAGGUCAAGUCAAGAAUACCCUAAACUGACGAGAUUUAAUGAAGAGAGUUACAAAUGUUGAUGAAGGGAAGAAGUAUGCAGGGAUCUUGGCAACUGAAAGCAGGCUCUUCCUGUCCCUCCCAAGAUGAGGCGUGAUUUUAUGUUAUGUUACUAAGUAAUGGUCAAACAUUGGCAAUAAAACAAUAAACCUGUGCGGUUGAUAGCAGAGAAGACAACAUCUUUGCAUGUAAAAUGAUAAAAUCGACUUGUCUAUAAGUCGUGCAUACAAAUUUCUAACAGUUUUCGAAAGAAACUCACUGAAAAAAAAAAACAAGACUUUUGUUCUGUCGAGAAAAUCUGAUAUGGCAUGAGACUAUACAACGAAUCACUUAAUGAGGCUAUUGGCCUCAUUUCACAACUUAUUCUCCUACCGCUUCCAAAGCGCAAGUGUAGAAUACAUGGCGGAACAAACUACACUGCAGCAUUUUCACCGGAUGCCAAUUUACUUUACUUAUUUAGAUCUAUAUAUAGAUCUUUAACCUUUUAACCGCGCGAGUCGCAUAUAUGCGACAAAUAUUGCCGUGCCCCUACCGCCCGUGUCGUAUUUCUGCGACAGAGAAUAUCCAUGAUUUUUUCGUUCUAUUAUCGUCCUAUUAACUUCGUGGUAUAACUAAAACUAUUAUUGAAUAGAGCUAUUUAUUACAACAAUUACUUAAAAUUAUGUUUCAUAGCUCUAAGCAUUGAAAAAACUUAAACAAAAAUAAGUAAUUGGCAGCUCGGACUUUUCUUCGGUGUCUAUCGCGUGUCGCAUAAAUAUGACCAUAGGGACGGGAUACAAUGCAAUGCGCAUUUUAAAAACAAAAUAACAAACAGUUAAAUAAUCAGGUAUAAUGCAUCAUUCAGCAUGAAAUAAACAGUGUCAUACGAAAUAAAGUUAAAUUUAACAUAUUGUCUUGUGUUACUAUUUUUUUCCCUUAUUAUUCAUAAGAAAAGUAUCCCUCAGAAUCUUUGUAUAACGCCAACAUUUGACGUUAGUUCCCAUCCCUAGACGGCUAUGCUUGCAACACAUUUCUCUAGUUAGUCCAGCGCGGCUGUCACAAAGAA
Messenger RNA from Amyelois transitella, 5089 nucleotides. It is a transcript of the gene Ctns, whose product is annotated as cystinosin homolog. Gene Ontology annotation, biological process: L-cystine transport. Lineage: Eukaryota; Metazoa; Arthropoda; Insecta; Lepidoptera; Pyralidae. Bases 190 to 1488 code for a protein of 432 amino acids. The transcript is spliced from 10 exons. Gene Ontology annotation, molecular function: L-cystine transmembrane transporter activity. Gene Ontology annotation, cellular component: lysosomal membrane. The record is from RefSeq and is a predicted model, not a curated record.